AUGCCUUCCUCGCAGGCGUUCAAGAUCACCCUCAAGAAUGGCGAGGAGGUUAAAGUCAAUGACCAUGUCUACUGCUCGCCGAGCUGGGGCGUGCGCGACGGCACCCCGUACUCGAUCGCGCGCAUCAUGGAGUUCCUCCCCGCGCAAGGCACACCGACGUUCGACAAGAGCGGGAAGCGCAACGAGCCCAUCACCCGCGUCCGCCUCGCGUGGUACUACCGUCCGAGCGACGUCUCGGACCGCACGGUGGCGGACUCGCGCCUGCUGCUCGCGGCCAUCUACUCGGAGGUGUGCGAGCUUAGUCAGCUGCGGGCCAAGUGCUUCGUGCACCACCGCGACAGGAUCUCGGACCUCGCGGGCUGGAAGAAGCGGCCGGACAGGUUCUACUUCACGCGGCUCUUCGACCCCUGGCUGAGGAAGGAGUUCGAGGUCAUCCCUGCGACGACCGUCCGCAACGUGCCGGCUCACAUCAGAGACGUGCUCGUCGAACGCUACGAAUACAUAGUCGCCGAGCGGGAGGUGGUCCCGGACCUCACGGACGAUCUCCGCACUUGCGAUACGUGUGAGAAAUGGGUCCCACCCGCGGAAUCUCUGCAAUGCGACCGAUGCAAGAAGUUCUUCCACAUGGAGUGCGUCACGCCCCCGAUGCUCUCGAAGCCGAGCCGCGGGUACGGCUGGACGUGCGCGCCGUGCUCGCGUGCACACGAGGAGGAGGUCGAGAAGCACGACAUGCGGCACCAUACUCCGGUCGCCCCGAAGCCGAAGACGAACGCGCCCCCUGCGCGCGGGCGGGGGCGUCCGCGCAAAGACCGCGUCCUGGCAGAGAAGGAGGAGAACGUGGAGAUCAAGCACUUCAAGAUGUGGCCGUUUCGGUACUUCGGGUUGUACACGUUUGCGGAAGACACCCUAGAUCCCGACGAUCUCAUCUUCCCACGUGCGGCGACCCGUGUCGGACCCAAAUACCAGGUGGGUGCCUUGGCUGCUCCAGGCACCGCAGAGAGGCCAAUCGACAUCGAGGAGCGAGGCGGAGACACGACGAUCGAGGUGUUGAGUCUUGUCAACGAGAUGCCUGCGGCCGAAGUCGAAGCAUUCGAGAAGCAGAAGAGCCUGCUGACCAGGAUCGAGAAACACCGUUACAGCAUUGACUGGCUGACCGAAGUGACCUUCCGACUCACGGAGGCAUGGAUCCACAAGCGCGAUUUCUCGACCGUCAGCAUGAGGUCACCCAUGCGCCUCCAGAAGUUCAAGAAGAACGAGACAAGAUACACUGACAAGGACUGGGGUCCUGACGAAGUGGCCGCCUUCGAGGAUGCGAUCUCGAUGCACGGCGCCGAACUUCGUGCCGUCCGUGAGGAGAUUGGUACGCGCACUAUGCCCGAGGUCGUGCGCUUCUACGGACACUGGAAGAAUUCCAAGCUCGGCGAGGAGAAUGUCCGGAUACGCGCCGCCAGGGCGAGUGGCCUCGACGAGAAGGUGGAAGGGUCCUUGCGCGAGGCCACGCCCGAUGACGACGAGGGCUCGAUCGUGACGGAACUGAAGAAGAACCAGAACCUGUGCGGCGCGUGCCGCACACGCGAGUCCGACGUGUGGUGGAAGGCUCCCAAGGGCCUGCCCACCGGCGUCCUCUGCGACAGCUGCGGCCUGAGCUGGCGCAAGUACGCCGACCUCAACGUCCGUCCGAUGCGCGAGGAUGUCGUACCGACGCCGAAAGCGAAGGCGGAGAACAAGCGCGAGGGCACGCCGCUGACUGCGCCUUCGGCCAAGCGCGCAAAGACUACUUCAUCACAGUCUACGCCACCCCCUGUUGCCCCGCAGCUGCGAUGCGUCGCGUGCCAGCGGAACGGGCCCGUAGGCAAGGUUCUGCGCUGCAAACAGUGCCAGUUCCGUGUCCACGCCGGCGCGUGCGGAAUCGCACCUGACCCCGCAACGGCCGAAAGCUGGGUGUGCGACCUCUGCAAUAACGAGAAGUCGCUGGAGGCGUCUCUGAUACCUGACUGUCUUCUGUGCCCACGGAUGCGGCGGGACCCGAAGAAGAAGCUGAUAUACCCCCCGCCCGACUCGUACCUGCGCGCGUGCAAGCCUACGGAAGGGCAGGCGUGGGUGCACGUGCUGUGUUCCGUGUUCAUACCCGAGAUUACCUACUCCGAUGCGGGCAAGUUGCGGCUCGUGGAGGGCAUCAGUGCGAUACCAGUCUAUCGGUGGCAAAACAACUGCACGUUGUGCGACCGCGAGGAUGGCGCGGUCGUCCAGUGUAGCGAAUGCCCGGCGGAAUUCCAUGUCUCUUGUGCGUGGAAGCAGGGGCACAAGUUCGGCUUCGAGGUUCAACAGGUCAAGAGUCGGAGCCGAGAAACUACACCUACGGUCGAGUUCAAGGGCCAGGCUGGCCUUCUAGUCCCAGUCGUCGUGUGCAAAUCGCACGUCGGCCACAAGCGGCAGAUCUACGACAUCUGCGAGACCAACGAUGCUGGCGAGACGGCGCUCCAGAUCUACUGCAGGAAUUACAAGCAGGCCCAGGUGGACCAGACGCACGGCCUCCUCCGCAAAGCCCGUCGGCUCGACAAGAUCCUCCAAGCGUCCGCCGACACAGCUUCCACCACCUCCGUCGACGAGAGCACCCCGAGCACUCCGGGUGUCGUACCAGGCCCGAGCGCUCCCAAGACGAACGGCUACAGCAAUGGGCUCAGCCACAGCGCCUCAGCAGACCCGCACUGCUACCGGUGCCAGACAGAGUUUUCGCCGUUCUUCCACGAAGUCGCGACGAGCGCGACGAACAUGCACCACCAGUCGGGCAGCGGUGGGGGCGACGCCCAGCCCAAGUCGUGGCUGUGCCACAAGUGCCAUACGGAGAGCAGGAAGACCUUCCCUGUCAUCAUCGGCAUCGGGGCGUCAUGA
This is a messenger RNA of Dichomitus squalens LYAD-421 SS1, 2892 nucleotides long. RefSeq lists its product as uncharacterized. Gene Ontology annotation, molecular function: chromatin binding; ubiquitin-protein transferase activity; sequence-specific DNA binding. The coding region runs from base 1 to 2892 and encodes 963 amino acids. The record is from RefSeq and is a predicted model, not a curated record. The transcript is spliced from 16 exons. Lineage: Eukaryota; Fungi; Basidiomycota; Agaricomycetes; Polyporales; Polyporaceae. Gene Ontology annotation, biological process: histone catabolic process. Gene Ontology annotation, cellular component: Lid2 complex.